This is a messenger RNA of Neltuma alba, 606 nucleotides long. RefSeq lists its product as uncharacterized. Gene Ontology annotation, molecular function: calcium ion binding. The transcript has a single exon. Bases 31 to 423 code for a protein of 130 amino acids. Lineage: Eukaryota; Viridiplantae; Streptophyta; Magnoliopsida; Fabales; Fabaceae. The record is from RefSeq and is a predicted model, not a curated record.
GGAUGCCAAUCUGAAUUCCAAACCCCAACAAUGAGCAUUGCCGUUGUCAGUUGCUCGACGAUCACGGAGUUUGUGGAUGACAAGAACACGUUUGAUAAAUUCGCGCGGGAAUGGCUUGCGGUGCUUGAUGAAGACGGCGACGGAGUGCUUUCGCAGGACGAUGUUCGCGGCGUAUUCCGCAAGUUAUUGCCAUUAGGUUACUAUCCCCGAGAAAAGGCUGAGAUUGAUGGGCUCUGCAGAUCGGUCUUCGAGAGGUUUGAUGAAGACCGAAAUGGAUGGCUGGACGGCAACGAGUUCAAGUCCUUCAUGACCGAGAUUAUGAAUGCUCUUGCUCGUGGCAUCAGUGGCUCUCCCCUCAUUGUUGUUCUUGAACAAGGUAGCUUCCUUUCCAAGGCUUUUCAGCACGAAUUGGCCAGAGAUUGAUCCCCUCUUCGGCCCGCCUCUCUUUAUUUCUCCUCCCCCUUUUCAUUUCAUUUUGUUUUCCCUCCGGCUUCUUUUAGUGUGCCGUCUUCAAGAUUCGAUUUCUUCUUUCGUUUGUGUUCUCGAUCUAGUUGGUUGAUAUUGGGGAAAAAGGGGGGGUCAACACAAAUUUGCAUAUCGACCUAG